CAUACUCCCCUGCCCAGUCACUGUGCACUCACUGUGAACUCGAUUCAUCAGCCUUUGAAACUCGACUCGCAACCAUGGUCAAGGUCUACAUUAUCUUCUACAGCACCUAUGGCCACAUCAAGACUAUGGCUGAGGCCGUGAAGAAGGGUGUGGAGCAGGUGGAGGGCGUGGAGGCCAAGAUUUGGCAGGUGGCCGAGACGCUGCCCGAGGAGGUUCUGGAGAAGAUGCACGCUCCCCCCAAGUCGGACUACCCCAUCAUCACUGCCAAGGAGCUGACCGAGGCCGAUGGCUUCGUGUUCGGCUUCCCCACCCGCUUCGGCAUGAUGGCCGCCCAGAUGAAGUCGUUCUUUGACACCACCGGCCAGCUGUGGCAGGCGGGCGCGCUGCACGGCAAGCCCGCGUCCAUGUUCACUUCCACCGCCAGCCAGGGCGGCGGCCAGGAGACCACCAUCAUGACCGCGGUGACCCAGCUGGCCCACCACGGCAUGAUCUUCGUACCUGCUGGCUUUGCUGCCGGUAGCAUCAUGUUUGGCGUGAAGGAUGCGCGUGGCGGCUCAGCGUGGGGCGCCGGCACCCUGGCCGGCCCCGACGGCUCCCGCCAGCCCGGCGAGGACGAGCUGCAGCAGGCCGAGAUCCUGGGCAAGCAGCUGGCCGGCGUUGCCAAGAAGCUGAAGGCGUAAAGAGACUAGCCGAGCUGUAUUUGCCGGUGAACGGUGAAUCCUCAGCCUUGCGCGCGUUCUAAUUAAGCGUACGUAGUGGCAGCUUCAGGUGGACGCGAGCGAAGGCAUGUAUCAUGUAUGUGAACUCAAUCCAGGCCGACCACGUGCUGGGGUAGGUACUGACGCCAUUUCUGUGAAGCGCGCCUUGAACGGAUAAACGGGCUGAGGCCGUACGGCAGGCGGUGAUUGCAACGGCCGAGAGCCAUGUGCUUCAAUGGGUUAGCUGUCGUGGUUGUCCGUGCAUGCACGCGGUUUUGUGCAACAGUGGCCCAUUGCCACCAGCGUGCUUAGCUCUGACACUGACACGGCGGGCAGGACAGCAGGCAGGGCAUGCAUGCGGCUGGAGAGUCGAGGGAAAUGGACAAUGACAGAGUGGACGGGACAGCAGUGUGUGGCAAUAGGAGAGUGUGAUGGACCGUAGAUUGCGGCAGAGUAGCCAGGAGACACCAAGACGGCGUUGCCGUUGCCGUCAUGUCUGUAACCGCCGCUAAAUGACGGGAUGACUGCCGAUCCAUAUGUGCCACAGGGUCUGCGUCAGGGAAUGCAGCCGAGUGCAUACCGUGCAAUGGUUGCCCGGUGCCGCAGAGCUUGUGAUUGCGACAUACCGCAUAAGAGUAUAUGCAUGCUGAGCUGCUGAUCGGUUGCAGCUGACUGGAUGAGUCUUGCCCGUCUUUCGGCAGUAUGGGACCGUGUACGGGCAGAGUAUCCAUGUAUUGCAGGACGCCGAUUAGGGGGAACGUCGUGGGCUUGCUGCCGAGGUGUCCUACUAGGCGUGCUGGAUGUGCGGCACUUUACCCAUCGUCACGCUACGCUGCCGGUGUCCUGAUCCUCGCACGGUGCGGUGCGUUGUAGCCCUAGACAGCCCUAGACAGGGGCCGCAGCCCAGGGGGGGGUUAGGAAACAAAGUGCCAUCCCCCGUGCCCGAAAUCCCC
Chlamydomonas reinhardtii is the source of this 1651-nucleotide messenger RNA. RefSeq lists its product as uncharacterized. The transcript is spliced from 6 exons. The record is from RefSeq and is a predicted model, not a curated record. The coding region runs from base 75 to 680 and encodes 201 amino acids. Lineage: Eukaryota; Viridiplantae; Chlorophyta; Chlorophyceae; Chlamydomonadales; Chlamydomonadaceae. Gene Ontology annotation, molecular function: NAD(P)H dehydrogenase (quinone) activity; FMN binding.